CCUGGGAGAGGUCGCGCCCCGCGGGCGCUGCGCCGGGCCUGUGGUCUGGCCCUCCCCACAAGGGAAGCGGGUCCCAAGGCACCAGUCUCCACACCUGACGACCAGAAAUUAGACAACUGCGUCACAGACUGCCAAACCCACGGACCGCCGGAGACCCCAACACCUCCCCUGCGCAACCCCCACCCAGCCCGGCCUCCAGGGCCCGACCCCUCCCGCUGCCGCCACGGAAAACCUGCAGCCUGCGCCCCUGCCCCGCCUCCCAGUCCCGCAGCCGGAGCCCGCGCCAGCGCUGACCUCGCUUCCCGCCGCUCGGGGGGAACCGCGGCCAGAGCCAACCUCAGGGCACCUCCCCCGCCCCCUCCUCCUCAGUCCCGCCCCCUCCACAUCAGUCCCGCCCCCUCCUCUCCUCGCACCCCCAAGCUCAGGACUCCCCCUCGAGAGACCCUGGCUUGA
Molecule: messenger RNA, 453 nt
Organism: Vicugna pacos (alpaca)
Lineage: Eukaryota; Metazoa; Chordata; Mammalia; Artiodactyla; Camelidae
Source: RefSeq, a predicted model, not a curated record